UUGUGUUCUUGCUUUGUCAUCUUCAGUCUCCUCUGAAAAAUACAUAAAGACUGCCUGUAGCAGAGACUUCUUUACAUGUACAAUGACGCAUGCCUUGACUCAACUGUUGAGAAGUCCUGUCCUUGUUGCAGCUAUUUGGAUCCUUGGAAUAGGUGGGACCUUCCAGUAUGGCUUCAAUAUUUCUGUCUUGAACUCUCCAUCAGUUUUUAUUAAAGCGCUGGUGAACAGCACCUGCCAGCAACGUUAUGGACGCUCUUUGAAGCCAUCGGAGCUGUCGCUCAUCUGGUCCUUCAUUGUGUCCAUCUACUGCAUUGGAGGACUGUUUGGCACCCUGAAAGCUGGACGGUUGGCAGCCGUGUAUGGCAGGAAGAGAACUCUGCUAUUGAACAAUGUGGUGGCAAUCUGUGGAGCUGUCCUGAUGUUGUUGAGUAAGACCGCCCUCUCGUUUGAGAUGAUAAUGGUGGGACGCUUCCUGUAUGGCAUCAACGCUGGUGUUAGUUUGACUGUCCACACACUUUAUUUGUUGGAGUGCGCCCCCAAGAGGUUGCGUGGAAUGGUUGGGGUGUCUGUUGCCUCUUUCGUCUCAUUAGGGAAGUUCUUUGGCCAGCUGCUUGGAAUCAGUGAGCUGUUGGGCACUGAGGAGCAUUGGACUUGGCUGCUGGCUGUCAGUGGGGUGGCAGGUCUUAUACAGUUACUCACACUGCCCUUUCUCCCCGAGUCCCCACGGUAUCUUCUUCUGGAGAGGGCAGACAAAGAUGGCUGUGAGACGGCUCUACGCAGGCUGUGGGGGGCUAGAAAGGAUCCUAGACCCGAGAUGGAGGAGAUGUUGGCUGAGCAUUCUGCACUGAAGGGCGUGAAUAUUCACAAGCUCAAGGACCUCUUCCUCGACCACGAUGUGCGCUGGCAGCUCCUCACCAUUGUCGUCACUUUUGUAGCUCUGCAGCUCUGCGGCAUCAACGCUGUCUAUCUUUAUUCAUUUGAUGUGUUUCAAGCAGCCGGCGUUCCCAUAGAGGAAUUGCGUUAUGCCGCCCUGGGGACAGGCCUGUGUGAAGUCUCCACCUCCAUCGCCUGUGUAAUGAUCAUUGAGAGCACAGGGAAGAGAGUGCUUCUCUUGAGGGGUUACCUGUGUAUGGCAGCCUCACUGGCCCUCCUCACGCUCACACUCUACUUACAGGAGUUUGUAACCUGGAUGCCAUAUUGCAGCAUGGUCCUCAUCUUUGUCUUUAUCUUCUUCUUCUCUAGUGGGCCAGCUGCGGUAACAGCACCCCUUCCUGGUGAGAUUUUCACACAGUCCUAUAAACCACCAGCGUUCAUUGUGGCCUGUACCAUCAACUGGGUUGGGCUCUUUCUGGUGGGCAUGUUGUUUCCCCUUAUAGUGGAGCAUUUGGACUACUUUCUGUUCCUCAUAUUUAUUGUGGUCUGCUUCUUCUCUGGUGUUUUUGUUUGGUGCAACGUGCCAGAAACAAAGAAUAAAACUGUUCUGGAGAUCACUGAGGACUUUAAGAGAAUGCACCAGAAACCCAGACACUUACUAAUGUCCAGAAUGAACUCGAUACAUAUCAAUGACUUCCAGACCACUGUAUCUACCAAGCUUUAGCCCCAGUGUAAUAUAGUCAGAAGCUGGUCAAUAAAUACUCAAUAAUCGUUCUUUGAUCAUGUGGUUUGCUUUGCUUUCUUGUUGGUGGCAUCAAGUGUGAUAAUACCAAACCUAAAAUCCCAUUUCGAUUAUAGGCAAACCAAAUGUUGAAUCAAUAGAUUUGUACUUUGUCACGCUGAGGGACACCGAUACAGGUUUGGCCUGAUACAAUUGCUCUCUGGUGCAAUGCCUUUAUUGAUGCCUCUGUAGAGUGAUUAGUAAGGCUGCAGCCUCUCUUGAGUGUUAUGUCUUGUCUUCAGGGAUGUCUUGACCUCUUACCACACCAUAAAGUUGCCAAAUUAAAUAUUGGACUCCUCUGAAAUGAUUCUACAAUGUGACAUCAGUCAUAUAUCAUCCAUAUUUAUUAUGCUUUCUGACAGUGGGAGAUAAUUACUUUAAUGUUUACUGUUUAAUGCUUAAACUAAUAUAGCUAGAACAAUUCAUAUUUUGCUUCUAGUCUACUUUGGUGUACUUGUGCUCUAAAAACGCCUCAGAUACCACAGUUAUACUUUUUGAAAAGGGCACCAUGUUCUUUAAGGACUUUACAGUACUAACAAUAUCUGUAGCAAGUUAAUGGUAUUUUGAUAUGGAAACCAUGGUUACUAUGGACAUACGCAGGGGCGUAUUCCAGGGAGGAGGUAACCCAAAUAACUAAAACAAGUACAACCCAUCCCCCUGCAUAUGUUGUAAAGGACAUAAGCUGUAAAAAUAAAUCUUGUUGUUUCAAUUUAACAGUGUUCAUGCUGCUUUA
Xyrauchen texanus (razorback sucker) is the source of this 2387-nucleotide messenger RNA. RefSeq names its product solute carrier family 2, facilitated glucose transporter member 11-like. Gene Ontology annotation, biological process: monosaccharide transmembrane transport. The transcript is spliced from 12 exons. NCBI's taxonomy places the organism in Eukaryota, Metazoa, Chordata, Actinopteri, Cypriniformes, Catostomidae. The record is from RefSeq and is a predicted model, not a curated record. Gene Ontology annotation, cellular component: membrane. Bases 83 to 1597 code for a protein of 504 amino acids. Gene Ontology annotation, molecular function: hexose transmembrane transporter activity.